This is a messenger RNA of Colletotrichum costaricense, 1539 nucleotides long. Its product is annotated as ssh-4. The record is from RefSeq and is a predicted model, not a curated record. Gene Ontology annotation, cellular component: endoplasmic reticulum. Lineage: Eukaryota; Fungi; Ascomycota; Sordariomycetes; Glomerellales; Glomerellaceae. Gene Ontology annotation, biological process: protein transport to vacuole involved in ubiquitin-dependent protein catabolic process via the multivesicular body sorting pathway. Gene Ontology annotation, molecular function: protein binding. Bases 1 to 1539 code for a protein of 512 amino acids. The transcript is spliced from 2 exons.
AUGGCACCCUCAGCUCCAUCAUCGGCGCUGAACGGCGUUGUCAUUGGAUUGCUUUCAUCCUUUGGUUCCGCCGUCCUUAUCGCUCUCAUCUUCCUCGUCAUCUACUUCUUCAGAUACACGGCCAGUGGUCGCAUCUUUCUCGAUCGCAUCGGCCGACCAGGCGAAUAUGACGAUGAGCAGGCUUUUGCCCGGGAGGAGGCCGAGGCUCUCGAGUCUAUGGACGAUAUGCAGAAGACCGAGUACCUCAGGGCAAAAGCAUUCAUCCAAGCGAACCCCCCCGAAUCCGUUCAAACCGACAUUUCUCUAUCGCAAUACCUCGCCAUUCAAGAAAAGGGUGUUUCUGCUUGGGAAUUUGAACCCGAGCUGGAAAUCGCAAACUGUUUCGUCGAAGGCCGCACCGAGAUUGAGUUCUUCGACUCUGAAUGCACCGUCAUGAGCAACUUGCCUGUGCCCAAGCAAAACGAGGUCUACUACUGGGAAGCCAAGAUCUACGAUAAGCCCGAAAAUACCCUCCUCAGCAUCGGCAUGGCUACCAAACCGUACCCGUUGUUCAGACUACCAGGUAUAUGGCAUUCCAGCCCCUCGCUGCAACCGCAUGACGCUAACCGUCCAGGCUUCCACAAACAUUCCGUAGCAUACCUGUCAGCAGGCCAGCGCCGUUGCAACCAGCCAUUUGCCGCAACCCCCUACGGACCUCAGUUCGUUCAGGGCGAUGUUAUCGGUGUUGGUUAUCGUCCCCGAACGGGCACCAUUUUCUUCACCCGCAAUGGUAAGAAGCUGGAAGAUGCCGUUCACGGUGUAAAGUCGCAAAAUUUCUUCCCUGCCAUCGGUGCCAACGGGCCCUGCAUCGUCCACGUCAACUUUGGCCAGGCCGGCUUCGUCUUCAUCGAGGCCAACGUGAAGAAAUGGGGUCUUGCCCCCAUGACGGGCAGCCUGGCACCGCCGCCACCGUAUGGCUCCGAACAGGGCGAUAUCCUGCUCGAAGCUGGACGUAAGGACGGAUACACAGGCACCAGCGGCGGCGGCGGCGGACAGCAGCAGCGGGGCCACUCUCAGACACAGUCCUACUCGCAAAGUGGCUUGGGACCUCAACAUGGGCGGACGAGAAGCGGAAACUUCAGAGUACUUCCACCGAGGAGCCCCGGUCCCGUAAGAAGCCCGACUGACAUCUCCCUGACGCACUUUGUGUCCGACGAUGAGGGCGGCGAGCCAAGCAGCAGCAUCAAUCGCGGGCACGAAGGGCAAAGCGUCGUAGGGCUUGGGCUUCAAGACGCCUUGAACCCGCCACCCGAGUAUACGAGCCCCGACCACUCGGAGGCCGGCAGUCGUCGGAACAGCACAGACAGCGAAAAUACGCCGUUGAUCCGCGUUCUUAAUCGGAGUCGAGGCGCCUCGGCAGCCGCUGCGGCCGGACCAUCGCACCCACCGAUACCUAGCUACACCGAUGCGGUGAGAGCCGGCGCGGGGCGGGAGGGGAAUAGCACUCCGCGAUCCAGCAAUCUACGCGGCAACCGGUCGAGGUCUCAGAGCGCACAAUGA